Messenger RNA from Eleginops maclovinus (Patagonian blennie), 3087 nucleotides. It is a transcript of the gene ttyh2l, whose product is annotated as tweety homolog 2, like. The record is from RefSeq and is a predicted model, not a curated record. The transcript has 14 exons. Bases 522 to 2123 code for a protein of 533 amino acids. Gene Ontology annotation, cellular component: plasma membrane. NCBI's taxonomy places the organism in Eukaryota, Metazoa, Chordata, Actinopteri, Perciformes, Eleginopidae. Gene Ontology annotation, molecular function: volume-sensitive chloride channel activity; intracellularly calcium-gated chloride channel activity.
CAUUGGGAUUCAUGAAGUGUCUUCGUCAAGUCUUCAGUUUAGGUUUGAUCAUUUUCAUUUUUCUGUUUCUAUUUGCAGCUGACAGAUGCUCCUCAGACAUUGUUUUCAGUGCAUAUUGUUGACAUGGUUUUCAUAAUUUAAAGAAUACGCUGUGGCCUUGCCCACUUGACUGAAAGUGGUUGUGUCACGCCUUCCCUGGUUAAACCUUGAGGCAGGUUGCAUCGUCACUCGAUCCCGUGUCUCGGAUAGAAACGCUUGGCCUACUGGAGCUGUAUGUUUUAGCAGUUGCACUACUGCAGUUCACAAACAACUAUGGCAACCGGAGUAAGAAAAACUAAAAGUCUGCCCUGUUCUGGAGAUGUAAUGGCAAAGGAAGAGCUUCCUCUUUAAUGCUCUGUGGCGUGUGUAUCCGCUACUCAAGUCACGUGUGUUUUAUUUUUGAUGUUUCUCAACCCUGGAAAUAUUUGAGUGACAAGAAAGCGCACAUUCAGCGUUUCGGUUGGACUGACUUUUAAGCAGGAAUGGCCACUGCACGGCUUGAUUACGUUGCCCCGUGGUGGACAUACUGGCUGCACAAUUUCCCUCACUUCAAUUUCUUUUUCCAGUCGACAGACAACACUUUUAAACCGGAGGAGGCAAGCUAUCAGCAGUCUCUGAUAUUUCUAGCCUGUGUUGGUGCCAUUGGUCUGGGUCUGAGCCUGUUGGUUCUGGCAGUAUGCCUGGUGUGUCUAUGUUGCUGCCGCAAGGAAAUAGAUGAAGACACCAAAAGGCCUGAUACAUGCUGUCUCACCUGGUCGGCUGUCAUCACAGGUCUCUGCAUAUGUUCGGCUGUGGGAGUGGGUUUCUAUGGAAACAGUGAGACCAAUGACGGGGUGUACCAGCUGACCUACUCACUCUCCAAUGCCAAUCACACAUUGGGCGACAUCAACAAUCUGGUUGCAGGAUCUAUGGGCAAUGUUCAAACUGGACUCAAGCAGCACCUGGAACGGCUUGAUGAGAUCUUUGCCGCAAGGUCCGACUACCUCCAAGCUCUGCGCUUCAUGCAGCUGAUGGUCAACAACGUCAUCCGUGAGAUGACUACUCUGCCUGAUAUCAACAAAGCCAAUGUUGAUUUGGCAGCCAUUGCAGACCAAACAGCCUUUGUUGAGUAUUACAGAUGGCUCACCUAUCUGCUGCUGCUCAUUCUGGAUCUGGUCAUCUGCUUGGCUAUAUGCUUGGGUAUGGCCAAGCAGUCUCGGUGGCUGCUCAUAAUGAUCAUGGCUUUUGUAGUGCUGUCUAUGAUCCUGAGCUGGGCCUCCUUGGGAGCAGGUACUGCUACAGCUGUGGGCACCAGUGACUUCUGUGUGUCUCCAGACAAGUUUAUUGUUAACCAAACCAAGGAUUUUCUAACUGCAGAUGUUGCUCACUAUUAUUUGUUCUGCAGCCCGAAUCUACCAAAUCCUUUCCAACAGUCUUUGACAAUCUGUCAGCGUUCUUUGACCACCAUGCAAAUCCAGAUCCAGGGCUUGCUGCAGUUCUCGGUGCCCAUUUUUCCCACUGCUGAGAGAGACCUUUUGGGGAUCCAGCGACUGCUGAACUCCACUGAGUUCAGUCUACACCAGCUAACAGCCUUGCUCGAUUGCCGUGGGCUACAUAAGGACUACCUGGAUGCCCUAAUGGGCGUGUGCUAUGAUGGGGUGGAAGGGCUCCUCUACCUCUCUUUGUUUUCUCUGCUGGCUGGCUGCGCACUGUCUGCCAUGCUGUGUGCAAUUUUCAGAGUGUGGACGCUAAUGGGCAUCAGGGACAAAGAGUAUGACGACAUAGAUGAGGAAGACCCAUUCAACCCCCAAGCGCGGCGGAUGUCUUACAACCCCAGAAGGUCCAACAUACACAGUUUCUGUAGCUAUACCAGCAGCCUCGGUAGCCAGGCCAGCCUUCAGCCACCACUGCAAUCUACUUCUAAUGCGCCACCUCCUGAAUACAUGAAUCAGUCCAUGCUGUUUGGAGGAAGCCCACGAUAUGAGAACGCCCCACUGAUAGGGAGAGGAUCCCCACCUCCCUCGUACUCGCCCAGUAUGAGGACCACCUAUCUGUCUAUGACUGACGCCCAGAUAAGACACUUUGGGACUGACUUCCAGGUGUAACCUUAUACCUACGCAAUCAUUUUCAGAGCAGCAAUGUUGAAGACUCUGGGUUCUUACCAUGGAGGCUGUCCUGUAUUUCAUGGCGUAAUCCUGUUUACCUGAGCUGCAGACAGCUGUCAAAAUCUACAACAUGAAAGCAGAGACAAUUACCACAGUAACACUAAUGCAGUGCACUUAAAGCCCUGCAUGCAUUUUUGAACAGAAAACCUGUACAAGUUCAUCUCAAGACUGUUGUUGAUGUUAUCAUGCUGAAUGGAAACACUGUUGCUCCAAUAUAAACAUUUCUAUGAGCCAAAUCAAUCGUUUAAAGUGAUUAAAUGGAAAUUGUUCCUUGCUUUUUCUUGUAUUAUUGGGGCCUGCAUGGAUAUGAUCCACAUAAUGGUCAAUAUAUUGAUGUCUGACUAUGACCAAUACAUUUCCCAUCACAACAUUUAGAUUUUUUCACAAAAUCUAUACUCUUUGGAAGCCUCUGAAAUGUAGGCCUUUGUGAAAUUUGUAUUGGUGUUAAAUGAAAGAAUCCCUCAAAAUAAUAACAAAAAUGCAAACCAACAACAUGGUUCUGCUGUGAAAAAGCCAAAGAUUUUACUAAGUUGUGAUGAAUUUUAUAUUUAACUUUCUCAAUAAUUGCCCCAAGGUUUGUGCAUCUGGUAGUUGUCAUUGUUCUGAAUUCCAAUGCAUCCCCCGCUGAUCAGUGAUUAGUAAAACAGUUGGAGUGAGGGGUUUAUUAUUAUUAUUAUUAUUAAAAAGCACAACAUUUUCUAAUUGACUUUCAGUCAGCUAUCACUGUGCUCUGACACAGCUCGCAGAAAUGAAUCUCGAUUUGCAGAAAUGUAAAGUUCUCAGAUUCAUCUGCUGUUAGUAUCUUGUGGAUCAGACAUUGUUUUCUUCAGUGUUGAAGAAACCUGCUAUAUGGUAUUUUUUUUGUUGGAUAAUGUAUUAAACUAAACUAAUAUUUGACUUUAAA